Molecule: messenger RNA, 2577 nt
Organism: Melampsora larici-populina 98AG31
Lineage: Eukaryota; Fungi; Basidiomycota; Pucciniomycetes; Pucciniales; Melampsoraceae
Exons: 3
Coding region: 1-2577 (858 amino acids)
Cellular component (GO): nucleus
Molecular function (GO): histone H4K20 methyltransferase activity; protein binding
Source: RefSeq, a predicted model, not a curated record
AUGUCUUACAUUGGAAAAGGCGAGCCGCCGCGAGUCGGAAAACAUAUUGGACUCUAUCUUCAACUUUUCCAACCUAAAUGUGGCAUCAAAUUUUGUGAGACAGAUCGCUACGAUCAACGACGUCGAGCAUUGGGUCCUUCACUUAACCCAUCGGCGAUCUCUAGUACACGCGCUUCGUCAUGCGCUGCUUCUGAAUCGGUUCUUUCUGGUAUGGAGAUGGGAAACACGUUUGAAGCCAACAACUUACACGAUUCUGCCUCAAACUCAAUUCCAGGUACUCCAUCUAAGAAACAACGUGGGCGUCAAUCACGUCAAUCAACUUCAGAUCCAUCAGCCUGUUCAUCAUCAUCCAAACAACGCAUCCAUCUCGCUGUCUUCGCCAGUCGCGAUUAUCUUGUCAAUGAUAUCGUGGUCGGUUGUGAAGGUUCUUUUGCAGACUUGACAGAAGAGGAAGAUCUUCGUCUACGUGGUCUUCAUCCACUUGAUGGACAUCCUGACUUCUCUCAUCUCGUCAACUCUCGUGGCAAAUUUCAAGUCUUCUGCGGUCCAGCUCGAUUUGUCAAUCACGAUUGUAGAAAUAAUGUAGUUUUGCUCAGAGAAGGCUUCACCAUCAAGUUUAAGGUUGUUCAACCGAUUCGAGCGGAUGAAGAAAUCGUGACGAGUUAUGGCGCUAAUUAUUUUGGUGAAGGAAACUGCGAGUGUAUGUGUGCGACAUGUGAACAGACUGGUCGUGGAUUUUACGCCGAAGAUCUCACAGCCUCCUCUCAGCAGCUUUCGCCGCUGUGUCCGCCUGUUAACGGAGUCACGUUUGACGAAUCUGAACUCAGCUCAGUUGAUGCGAUCAAUGGUGUCAAGGACGCGCUUUCUAGCCCGUUGAGUGUGAAGGAAGAGAGUGAUCGGACUCUGUCGCCUAUCUCGAGUGUGAAGGAAGAGAGUGAGCGGACCCUGUCGCCUAUCUCGACCGAGCAGGAACCUAGUCUAAGCCUGCUAGCAGAGUCUAGCAGCCUACAAAAUGAAAUUAUCCGGCCAGAAAGUGCAAUACGUCGAGGACGAGGAAGGCCUCCAUCAAAACGUACGGCUUUACAUCAGGCUCUCAGUAAACCAGCACCUACACCUGAGACUAGCCAGCCCAAGAAGCCCCCUACCAGUCCUUCUCGCUCAUCUUCUUUGCGACGUCAUCACUCAAGGGCUAGUUUAGUCAAAGCUUCUUUGGCAAGCUCUGUAGAACGGCCUGAUUUUGUAAGCAACGUGCGGUUUACGCGGACUACUGAUCUCACGCUCCCGGUCCUCAACAACCCUGGCACAUCUCAACUUGCGGAACCCUUUUAUGAGUCAGAAUGGAAUCACGAUCAAACCGCCGACAGCACUUCUACAUCGCUCUCAAUCUUAAGCACAGCUGAGCAAGAAGAAUGUGAAAAUCUUCACAACAAUCACGACGAGCUCAGUCAACCUGCUCAAGUAGCCAAUGUGACUUCUAAGCGAAAAACGUAUUGGAUCACUAGCAAACAACGUCAAUUAGGACUCCUUCCGUGGGAUUCUGAUCGAUCCCAGAAAUCCGAACAUCGAGCUAGUCUUGCUCAUGAUAACCCACGUCGUUACUCUUCUAUCACACCUUCUUUACUAGGACCUAGCGGUUCCCAACGUCGACAGACAACUUCUUUCCUUCCUGAUCACCAAUUGUCCCAAUCUGAACCUCCAUCAGGUGAAUUCAGGGACACCAAGAAACGUGCAUUUAGUAACAGUACUACAAGUCUUGAUGCACAUCUUCCCAAACGAAGCUAUUGGAUCUCAACGAAAGAAAAACAAUUAGGUAUCGUACCAUGGGAACCACCACCACCAGACGUAAAGGCCAAGAUUUCAGAACCACAACCAAGAAGAUCGACAAGAUCAGCUCAAAAAGCUAUUCAAGGGGUCCAACCUUUCAAAGGAUUACCUAGUGCACCACGUGGUAGUAGAUUAAGUUUUAGAGUGAUUGAGAGUGGAACACAAGAAGCUGAUUUACUUGGGAGUGCGAUUGGAAGGGAGUUAUUGGGAUUUAGACCUACUAAAUCGAAGAAGAAAGCUGAGGAGGAGCCUAAACAUACGACAAGCAAACCGAGUGAAAAUCAAGAGGGCGUAUCUCAUACUAGGGAUCAAGAUGAAGUAAAGACCCAAGGCACAAGUGACAAUACGGUGAGCUCUAGCGCGAAGAGAAGAAAGACCACAGUUUCGGGCUUUCCAUCAAGGCGUCGGCGAAAGUCUUCUUUGUUAGAAGGAUUAGGCUCAAGUGAUGAAGAGAAAGAAAUGAGGUCAAUAGAUGAUCAGCCAGGUGAUCUGAUUGAUGAAACAGAAGGAGAACAAACAAAUGAAGAAGGAAUGAAUGAAUAUGAUUUAGCAGGAAAGAUCUUAGGAUCAGUAAUAGCUAUUGGAUCAUGGAGUAAUCCAGAUUCAUAUCGAAUUCAAUCAAGUUGUAAAACGAAUGCAAACAAAUCAUCAUCUGAAGUAGUGAAGAAAAGUUCAAAUUCAAGAUCAUUAAAUUCAUCUAUAAAAGAUAUUACAAUAUUGAAUCAGUUGAACUUGAAAUCAAUGAGGUUUUAG